UUCAUUUUGUUUUUCCGGGUGCGCUCCAUCUUCCAGCGUCCGACCAGGCUGUGGCAGAAACCGCAUCUUCCAUCUCCCCGCCGGGAAGAGCUCCAAAAAUAACCAAAUAUUAAUCGCUUCGAUUCUUACAUCCCUUUAUCUAAGAAGCUGUCAGAAUGACUGACUCCAAGUAUUUUACCACCAACAAAAAAGGUGAAAUCUUUGAGCUGAAGGCUGAGCUAAACAAUGAGAAGAAGGAGAAGAGGAAAGAGGCAGUGAAAAAAGUCAUUGCAGCCAUGACAGUGGGCAAGGAUGUCAGUUCCUUGUUUCCAGAUGUGGUAAACUGCAUGCAGACCGAUAACCUGGAGCUGAAGAAACUGGUUUACCUGUACCUUAUGAACUAUGCCAAGAGUCAACCUGACAUGGCCAUCAUGGCCGUUAACAGCUUUGUAAAGGACUGCGAGGAUCCAAACCCACUGAUCCGAGCUCUGGCUGUGCGUACAAUGGGCUGUAUUCGUGUGGAUAAGAUCACUGAGUACUUGUGCGAGCCUCUGCGAAAGUGUCUGAAGGAUGAAGACCCCUAUGUGAGGAAGACCGCCGCAGUGUGUGUGGCCAAACUUCAUGACAUCAACGCCCAGAUGGUGGAGGACCAGGGCUUCCUGGAUUCUCUCAGGGACCUGAUCGCUGACUCCAACCCCAUGGUUGUGGCAAAUGCAGUGGCUGCUCUGUCUGAGAUCAGUGAGUCUCACCCCAACAGCAACCUCCUGGACCUGAAUCCCCAGAACAUCAAUAAGCUCCUGACGGCCCUCAACGAGUGCACCGAGUGGGGCCAGAUCUUCAUCCUGGACUGCCUCUCCAACUACAACCCCAAAGACGAGCGUGAGGCCCAGAGUAUCUGUGAGCGUGUGACUCCACGUCUCUCUCAUGCUAACUCGGCUGUGGUGCUGUCGGCGGUGAAGGUGCUGAUGAAGUUUCUGGAGCUCCUGCCCAAAGACUCGGAUUACUACAACACUCUUCUGAAGAAGCUCUCUCCUCCCCUUGUCACGCUGUUGUCUGGGGAACCAGAGGUCCAAUAUGUGGCCCUCAGGAACAUUAACCUUAUUGUGCAGAAACGGCCUGAGAUCUUGAAGCAGGAGAUCAAAGUGUUCUUCGUCAAGUACAAUGACCCCAUCUACGUCAAGCUGGAGAAACUGGACAUUAUGAUCCGCCUGGCCUCUCAUGCCAACAUUGCCCAGGUACUGGCUGAACUGAAGGAGUAUGCCACUGAGGUGGAUGUAGAUUUUGUUCGGAAAGCCGUUCGAGCCAUCGGCCGUUGUGCCAUCAAAGUGGAGCAAUCAGCCGAGCGUUGUGUUAGCACCCUUCUGGACCUCAUCCAGACCAAAGUCAAUUAUGUUGUGCAAGAGGCCAUUGUGGUCAUCAGGGACAUCUUCCGCAAAUACCCCAACAAAUAUGAAAGCAUAAUUGCCACUCUGUGUGAAAACCUGGACUCUCUGGAUGAGCCCGACGCUCGAGCAGCCAUGAUCUGGAUUGUGGGCGAAUAUGCAGAGCGUAUCGACAAUGCUGAUGAGCUCCUGGAGAGUUUCCUUGAGGGCUUCCAUGAUGAAAGCACUCAGGUUCAGUUGACUCUCCUGACAGCCAUAGUGAAGCUGUUCCUGAAGAAGCCUUCAGAGACUCAAGAGCUGGUUCAGCAAGUGCUCAGUCUGGCCACUCAGGACUCUGAUAACCCUGACUUGCGUGAUCGUGGCUACAUCUACUGGCGUCUGCUGUCCACCGACCCCGUGACCGCUAAAGAGGUUGUGCUGUCUGAGAAGCCUCUGAUCUCAGAGGAGACGGACCUGAUUGAGCCCACCCUGUUGGACGAGCUCAUCUGCCACAUCGGCUCGCUGGCCUCCGUCUACCACAAACCCCCCACUGCCUUUGUGGAAGGAAGCCACGGCAUUCACCGUAAACAUCUGCCCAUCCAGCACGGCAGUAUCGACACCGGGGAGAGUCCAGUCAGUACUGGCCAAGCUGCUUCCAUCGAUCAACCCCAAGUUAUUCCAUCUCAGGGUGACCUCUUGGGAGACCUGCUUAAUCUGGACCUCGGUCCCCCCGUCAACGUCCCCCAGGUGUCUUCCAUGCAGAUGGGCGCUGUGGAUCUCCUUGGAGGUGGUCUGGACAGUUUGCUCGGGGGAGAUCUGGGAGGAGGUGUUGGGGGCAGUCCUGCAGUGGGCCAAAACUUUAUCCCGUCUUCGGUGCCCAACACUUUUGCGCCGUCUCCUACACCUGCUGCUCUCAGCAGUGGGCUCAAUGACCUGUUUGAGUUGUCCACAGGGAUGUCCAGUGCUACAGGAGGAUAUGUGACACCUAAAACUGUAUGGCUGCCAGCAGUCAAGGCCAAAGGACUGGAGAUAUCUGGAACCUUCUCUCGGCGUCAGGGACACAUGUACAUGGACAUGAACUUCACCAAUAAAGCCCUGCAGCACAUGACUGACUUUGCCAUCCAGUUCAACAAGAACAGUUUUGGAGUGAUCCCCACCACACCUCUCCCCGUUCACACUCCGCUGAUGCCCAGCCAAAGCAUCGACAUCUCCCUCCCUCUCAACACCAUCGGACCUGUGAUGAAGAUGGACCCACUAAACAACCUACAGGUGGCCGUGAAAAACAAUAUUGAUGUCUUCUACUUCAGCACGCUGAUCCCUCUCAACGUGUUCUUCGUGGAGGACGGCAAAAUGGAGCGUCAGGUGUUCUUGGCCACAUGGAAGGACAUUCCAAACGAGAAUGAGCUGCAGUACCAGAUCAAAGAGUGCCACUUAAAUGCAGAUACGGUGUCAGGCAAACUGCAGAACAACAAUAUCUACACGAUUGCCAAGAGGAACGUAGAAGGCCAGGACAUGCUGUAUCAGUCGCUCAAACUCACCAACGGGAUCUGGAUACUCGCCGAACUCCGCAUACAACCUGGCAAUCCCAAUUACACGCUGUCUCUCAAAUGCCGGGCUCCAGAAGUGUCUCAGUAUGUGUACCAGAUGUACGAUGCCACUCUGAAGAACUGAACGCCUCUAUCGUCCUUUUCUCUCUUUACAUAUUUGUCCCUUCCUCCCCAACCAGCCACCACCACCACCUCUGUGGCAGAGGAUCCAGCUCUCCAAUGUUUUCUGCCACUAUUUUAAAUCCAUCUAUAGGUACCAGUAUCCUCAAUGUGCCCACUAUGCGUGAAUCACACAUGUUCCGUUCUAGCCAAAUGUCUUGAUGUUGUUAAUAGUGUCGUAGGGAAUUUUGGAACACAGCUAUAUAUUUUUUAAUUGUUUGAAUGCAUUGUCAGUACUUCACCUUCCCAUGCCCUGUAUUUGUCAUCUUAUGCGAAGAAGGCAAGAGUAUACGUGUCAAAUCUUUAAACUGAAGCAAGUUAUGAAAGUUAUACUGUUUUAAUGGUAACCACUUAAAAAUCACUAUAUCCCCUGAAAUAGUACGUUUUUGAUAUACAUCAUGCGUUCUCUGAGAUGCUACUUCAUGCGAUUGUACAACAUUGCCAGCUAUCUAUUAGCCUUGCAUGCUUUGACCAACAUAAAACAUCACAUUCCUUUUAAUGUUUUGUCUAUCUUGUUCAGCUUAACCACUGUUGAACACGUCGACACUCCAUCAAUGUCUCAUAUCAUUGAAACUGCUAUGAGACAACUUAACGUGAUACAAAAAAAAGACUCAAAACAUGUUUUCUAUCAAUCUUGUAUAAGUGGGUCAUCUGAUAUUAAUUCCCAGACUGAAUCCAUCCAAAUGUGAUAUAUUGAGCUUGUGAAAGUGAGUCGGUUUUGUGCGGUAGUUUUUGGAGUGUUAGAAAUAUCUGUUUAACAUUAUUAUACAACCUCGCUCAGCUUUGGUUUACAAAUAAUACACUAACAUAUGGAUGCAAUAA
Rhinichthys klamathensis goyatoka is the source of this 3868-nucleotide messenger RNA. RefSeq names its product adaptor related protein complex 2 subunit beta 1 (gene ap2b1). Bases 156 to 3011 code for a protein of 951 amino acids. The transcript is spliced from 22 exons. Gene Ontology annotation, biological process: vesicle-mediated transport; intracellular protein transport. Gene Ontology annotation, molecular function: clathrin binding. Gene Ontology annotation, cellular component: membrane coat; clathrin adaptor complex. The record is from RefSeq and is a predicted model, not a curated record. NCBI's taxonomy places the organism in Eukaryota, Metazoa, Chordata, Actinopteri, Cypriniformes, Leuciscidae.